AUGGACACUGUCAUCCCUGAACAGACGGACACUGCCAUCUCUGAACAGACGGACACUGUCAUCCCUGAACAGACGGACAUUGCCAUCUCUGAACAGACUGACACUGUCAUCCCUGAACAGACGGACACUGUCAUCCCUGAACACACUGACACUGUCAUCCCGAAACAGACGGACACUGCCAUCUCUGAACAGACGGACACUGUCAUCCCUGAACAGACGGACAUUGCCAUCUCUGAACAGACUGACACUGUCAUCCCUGAACAGACGGACACUGUCAUCCCUGAACAGACUGACACUGUCAUCCCUGAACAGACGGACACUGCCAUCCCUGACCACAUUCCUGACCAUACUGAAGCUGUAAUCCCUAACCAGAUGGACACUAUCAUCCCAGAGCAAACGGACACUGUCAUCCCAAAAGGACCAGACACCAACAGUACUUACAAGACAAAAAUAACCCCAGUCCCCGAUAUAUGGGCCUGUUUUUAG
Haliotis rubra (blacklip abalone) is the source of this 486-nucleotide messenger RNA. Its product is annotated as sterile alpha motif domain-containing protein 15-like. The record is from RefSeq and is a predicted model, not a curated record. The transcript has a single exon. NCBI's taxonomy places the organism in Eukaryota, Metazoa, Mollusca, Gastropoda, Lepetellida, Haliotidae. Bases 1 to 486 code for a protein of 161 amino acids.